CGGCCUUACGUAGGUUUUCUACAACAACGUGAUGACGUCGACCCUUCUUCCUUUCCUCUGCUACCGGCGAGAAUGAAGACCAUUCUCAGCAGUCAGACUGUCGACCUCCCCGACAAUGUCGAGGUGAGGCUGAAGGGCCGAACAGUUACUGUUAAAGGGCCCCGUGGCAAGCUUACCAGGGAGUUUAACCACAUCAACCUGGAGCUCAGCCUGCUGGGCAAGAAACAGAACAAGCUGCGUGUGGACAAAUGGUGGGGAAACAGAAAGGAGCUGGCCACAGUCCGUACCAUCUGCAGCCACGUUCAGAACAUGAUCAAGGGAGUGACACUGGGUUUCCGGUAUAAAAUGCGCUCGGUGUACGCCCAUUUCCCCAUCAACGUCGUCAUUCAGGAGUCUGGAAGUAUGGUGGAGAUCAGGAACUUCCUGGGAGAGAAAUACAUCCGCCGCGUCCGAAUGAGGCCAGGUGUGGUGUGCGCAGUUUCAGCUGCCCAGAAGGACGAGCUGGUCCUGGAGGGUAACGACAUCGAGCUGGUGUCUAACUCAGCUGCCCUGAUCCAACAGGCCACCACGGUCCGAAAGAAAGACAUCAGGAAGUUUCUAGACGGCAUCUACGUCAGUGAGAAGACCACUGUUGUGGAGCUCGAUGUCGAAUAAAUUAAUAUCCAUCAAGUCCUGUUAAUGACCAAUAAAACUACCAUCUUUUCCAAUUAA
This is a messenger RNA of Salarias fasciatus (jewelled blenny), 711 nucleotides long. It is a transcript of the gene rpl9, whose product is annotated as ribosomal protein L9. Gene Ontology annotation, molecular function: rRNA binding; structural constituent of ribosome. The record is from RefSeq and is a predicted model, not a curated record. Bases 73 to 654 code for a protein of 193 amino acids. Gene Ontology annotation, cellular component: ribosome; cytosolic large ribosomal subunit. Gene Ontology annotation, biological process: cytoplasmic translation. The transcript is spliced from 7 exons. Lineage: Eukaryota; Metazoa; Chordata; Actinopteri; Blenniiformes; Blenniidae.